This is a messenger RNA of Nycticebus coucang (slow loris), 1414 nucleotides long. It is a transcript of the gene SERPINB1, whose product is annotated as serpin family B member 1. The coding region runs from base 162 to 1301 and encodes 379 amino acids. Gene Ontology annotation, biological process: negative regulation of endopeptidase activity. The record is from RefSeq and is a predicted model, not a curated record. Gene Ontology annotation, molecular function: serine-type endopeptidase inhibitor activity. The transcript has 7 exons. NCBI's taxonomy places the organism in Eukaryota, Metazoa, Chordata, Mammalia, Primates, Lorisidae.
GGGGCCUUGGGCCUCCGCCCCACCCGCCCCUCCCUGCCUGCCCGGGCGACACGCCACUUCCCGCUUCUGCAAAGCUAAAAGGCCUGCGGACACUCGGCGUUUCCGCAGACUUCGCACUCCACCCGGCCCACCGAGUCCACCUGUCCGCAGCGGCCUUCACCAUGGAGAAGCUGAGCACAGCAAACAACCACUUUGCCUUAGACCUGUUCCAUGCCUUGACUGAAGACAAUCCGACUGGAAACAUCUUCGUCUCUCCCUUCAGCAUUUCAUCAGCGAUGGGCAUGAUCUUUCUAGGGACCAGAGGCAACACUGCAGCACAACUAUCCAAGACUUUCCAUUUCAAUAUGGUUGAGGAGAUUCAUUCAAGAUUUCAGAGUCUGAAUGCUGAUAUCAACAAAAGUGGAGCACCCUAUAUUCUGAAACUUGCUAAUAGAUUAUAUGGAGAGAAAACCUAUAAUUUCCUCACUGAGUUCUUGGAUUCGACUCAGAAAAUGUAUGGUGCUGAACUGGCCAGUGUAGAUUUUCAGCAUGCCUCUGAAGAUGCAAGGAAAACCAUAAACCAGUGGGUCAAAGGGCAGACAGAAGGGAAAAUUCCAGAACUGUUGGCUGAAGGUGUGGUUGAUAGCAUGACUAAACUUGUGUUAGUGAAUGCCAUCUAUUUCAAGGGAGACUGGCAGAAUCAAUUCAGGAAAGAAGCCACGGCCGAUGCACCAUUCAGAUUGAAUAAGAAAGACACAAAAACAGUGAAAAUGAUGUAUCAGGAGAGCAAAUUUCCAUUUGGCUACAUCGAGGAGCUUAAGAGCCAUGUGCUGGAACUGCAUUACCAGGGCAAGGAGCUGAGCAUGCUCAUUCUGCUGCCCGACGACAUCGAGGAUGACUCCAUGGGUCUGAAGAAGAUUGAGGAGCAACUGACUUUGGAAAAACUGCAUGAGUGGACCAAACCUGAGCAGUUGGAAAUCACUCAAGUCAAAGUUGGCUUGCCCCGGUUCAAAUUGGAAGACAGCUACGUCCUCAACACCCACCUUGCCCGCCUGGGUGUGGAGGACCUCUUUAAUAGCAGCAAGGCUGAUCUGUCUGGCAUGUCAGAAUCCAGAGAUAUUUUUAUAUCAAAAAUUGUCCACAAGUCCUUUGUGGAAGUGAAUGAAAAGGGUACAGAGGCAGCAGCUGCAACAGCAGGGAUUGUUGCCUUCUGUAUGCUGAUGCCAGAGGAAACUUUUCUUGCUGACCGUCCAUUCCUUUUCUUUAUUCGGCACAAUCCCUCAGCCAGCAUCCUGUUCAUGGGCAGAUAUUCUUCUCCAUAGAAAAAAGAGACUGUGUCAACACAAGAUUAAGCUUAGAGUUUUAUUACCUUGGUUUUUCAUGGUGAUGAUUUUCCUAUAUCUUUUUACCAAUAAAACUACUUUGCAGAAACAAA